Pseudogymnoascus destructans is the source of this 909-nucleotide messenger RNA. RefSeq names its product RNA-splicing factor (gene CWC21). Bases 242 to 751 code for a protein of 169 amino acids. The transcript is spliced from 2 exons. NCBI's taxonomy places the organism in Eukaryota, Fungi, Ascomycota, Leotiomycetes, Thelebolales, Thelebolaceae. The record is from RefSeq and is a predicted model, not a curated record.
CGGUAAAUUCUUAAAUGAUCAAAAAGAGAAACAAGAUUAUAUACGAGUAUAAUGGGAAUUGGUCUGGUAUGAUUAAGAUUACUGGAAUUGAGUCACUCAGCCCGAUAAGUUCAUAAAAUAAUUCUGCCACCUUUAGCCUUGUUCACGACGGACGAACGACGAUAGGCAAGCCGCCGAGCAUCAUUACCACGAACAUCUGUUCUCUCAACUAGACAUCACUCCCCAUCUAAGUACAGCUGCGAUGUCUUCCAACGUUGGCCUCACGACCCCUCGAGGCAGUGGUACCUCGGGCUACGUCCAGCGCAAUCUUGCGCAUCUCAAACCCCGAGAACAGUUCAAGCCAUACCCUACCGACGGCGACCUGAAGCACCGCCAACGCCAGCCCGACAAGGAAAUCCUCGAGCAUGACCGGAAGCGCGACGUUGAGGUGAAAGUUUUUGAACUUCAGGACAAGUUAGAAGACGAAGGUGUCGAUGAGGAGGAGAUUGAAAAACAGACCGAGGCGCUACGACAAAAGUUACUGGGAGAAAUGAAGAAGGGAACUGAUAGGCGAGAUGCGAAAGGACUCAAGUCCCAUCAAGUACACGAGCUGGCGGAAGCAAAGAUCAGAGAGAGCGAUCGGUUCAGGAACGCCCUGGGAAUCAGCAAGAACUACGAAGAAGGGUCUCAUUGGAGGAAGCAGGAGGAAAGGAUGCGGGAAAACCUUGAGAAGAGCGGAAAUGACGACAAGGAACGGAAGAGCGCUGCUUAAGCCUUCGUUGGUUUAUGGAUUUAUCGGUUACAUGCAUAAUGCGGCGUUCAUAGUCAUGGGUAGAUUGUGGGACUGGUGUUGGUGGUAAUGGCACUGUAUUUUGGGAAUCAUUGCAUAAAAUAGCUUCUAGGGAAUACAAAGGCACUGCGUAAAGCAAU